AUGUCCAACAUUCACGAAAAACGCAAAGGAAGAGCCUGGUACCACUGGUACUCGGCAGACGAUAGCCCGGAAGAAAAACGACUGAUCGUGAAACUCGAUCUGCUCAUCAUUCCAUACGCCGUGAUAGCAUACUGGAUCAAGUAUAUAGAUCAGUCAAAUCUUAAUAAUGCCUACGUCUCCGGUUUAAGAGAAGAUCUCGGCUUCAAUGGAAAUCAGCUGGUUGAAUUAAACUCGAUGUAUGUGACCGGAGCUGUCAUCGGACAAAUACCGUUCACGUUUCUGUUCCCGAUGUUUCCUAUGAAUUGGACUAUUCCAGCUUUAGAGACAGGAUGGGGCAUCUUCACGCUCUUGCAGUAUCGAACGCAAAGUUAUAGCGAGUUGAUGGCAUACCGAUUCUUUGUUGGUUUAUUCGAAGCUGCAUUUUUCCCUGGAGUUCACUAUGUUCUCGGGGCGUGGUAUCGCGGUGAUGAGCUUGGACGACGUGGCGGUGUGUUCUAUGUUGGGCAGAUGCUGGGAACGCUUACUGCUGGGUUGAUACAAAGUGCUGCUUCUGCGAAUCUUGACGGUGUGAACGGACUAGCGGGAUGGAGAUGGAUGUUCAUAAUCAACGCCCUAAUGACCGUUCCCGUAGCCAUAGCAGGCGUCUUCAUCUGGCCUGGUACACCCGCGCGACCAAACAAACUCUUCCUUAGCGACACCGAACUUGAACUUGCCGUAUCCCGUCUCAAAGACGUCAAAGCAGACACUACCGAAGUAGUGAAAGAGUCCCGUUUCAAGCUCAUCAAGCGAAUCGCCACAGAUUGGAAGAUCUACAUCCUCACCUUCUGGGCAAUCCUAUUUUGGAACUCCGGUUCCACGUCCUACGGCGGCUAUCUGCUCUGGCUUAAGAGUCUUAAACGCUUUUCUACACCCAAGGUCAACCAACUCGGUACCACUGCCCCUGCACUCGGAAUAUUCUACGUGCUCUUCGUGAAUUUCAGUUCAGAUCUUCUCUGGGGUCCAAGUGGAGCAAUUGCAUUCGCACACGCCUGGAAUUUCACGGCCAUGGUUAUACUAGCAACUUGGAAAGUCCCAGAGGCUGCGAAAUGGUUCGCGUUUAAUUCGGCGUAUACUCAAGUUGCCAUGAGUAGCGUUCUGUAUGGUUGGGCGAAUGAUAUUCUCAGACAUAACACCGCUGAGCGCUCGUUCAUUAUUGUGUUCAUGAAUUUGGUGGCGCAAAGUACGACGGCUUGGACAGGGAUACUCGCGUUUCCGACGAAAGAGGGGCCGCGAUUCUUGAAAGGCUGGACGUUCUGUGCGGUGUGCUCGGUUGUGUUGGUUGUUUUUACUUAUGCGGUUAUUGGACCGCUGGCGAAGAAGUUGAAUCGAGAACAUGCGAAUGAUUCGGAAAGUGUUGAGGAGGUGGUGAGUGAGCAGAGUUCGGCGAAGGCGGCAGAGCAGAUUACAGUUUUACCACAGACACAAGCUUGA
Glarea lozoyensis ATCC 20868 is the source of this 1470-nucleotide messenger RNA. Its product is annotated as MFS general substrate transporter. Gene Ontology annotation, molecular function: transmembrane transporter activity. Gene Ontology annotation, cellular component: membrane. The transcript has 3 exons. Gene Ontology annotation, biological process: transmembrane transport. Bases 1 to 1470 code for a protein of 489 amino acids. The record is from RefSeq and is a predicted model, not a curated record. Lineage: Eukaryota; Fungi; Ascomycota; Leotiomycetes; Helotiales; Helotiaceae.